CUGCCCCUGGGUGGUACUGAGUACAAUUUAUUCUUCCGUGUAGGGUCGUGGAUUUAGCUGAAGUCUGAGUUCACCUUUGGCGGUGGGGAGAAACAAUAACCAUGGCCGACGAGGACUAUGAGAUGGAUGGAGGAUAUGAGGAUGAACCAGUUGAGCCUGAGAUUGAGGAAGGAAUUGAGGCAGAGGAGGAUGCCAAUAAUGAAGACCUACCUGAUGCCAUAAUAGGUGAGGGGGAAGACAAACCUGAAGAGGUUGCUGUGGAAAGGCCUAGGAAAACAUCAAAGUACAUGACAAAAUAUGAAAGAGCAAGAAUUUUGGGUACUCGAGCUCUACAGAUCAGCAUGAAUGCUCCUGUGAUGGUUGAUUUGGAGGGUGAAAGUGAUCCCCUUGAGAUUGCUAUGAAAGAGCUACGAGAGAGGAAGAUUCCCUUCACAAUUCGUCGGUAUCUCCCAGAUGGAAGUUAUGAAGAUUGGGGGGUUGAUGAACUCAUCGUUGAAGACUCGUGGAAGAGACAAGUCGGGGGAGACUAAGUAAUAGUUUCUAAAUUGCUGUUGUGCCUUUGAUAGAAUGAUGAGGCAUUAUUGAUGAUGCUGUAGUGUGCUUGCUUGAUUAGCAAAAAAGAACGAUUAGCAGAAAAAUGUGUGCCUUUUGUACUAUACUCUAAUUUCAUAACAUACUGUUACCCAGGAGUGGAGCUGGUCCGGGCCUGGGCCUGGGCCUGGUCGGUCUCAGUUCUAAAUAAUUGAAGCUCGGUAUCGAACCUGUUUGCCCCUGUACCGGUUUUGGUCCGGGUAGUGGGUACCCGACCGGGCCACGGUCCAGUCCCGGGUUGGGUUCGGUAUGGUUUGGGUAUUUUUUAAUAUUUCCUAAUUUAUUAAACAAGUUGUAGACAUUAAAAAUGAUAUGUAUAUUUAUUUGAAAUAUGAAGUACAAUUGAGGAUUGAGAAUAAUUUAAAACAUCAAAUACAUUUG
Messenger RNA from Cuscuta epithymum, 972 nucleotides. Lineage: Eukaryota; Viridiplantae; Streptophyta; Magnoliopsida; Solanales; Convolvulaceae. The record is from the annotation of a GenBank genome assembly.